Molecule: messenger RNA, 2920 nt
Organism: Cololabis saira (Pacific saury)
Lineage: Eukaryota; Metazoa; Chordata; Actinopteri; Beloniformes; Belonidae
Gene: pex14
Product: peroxisomal biogenesis factor 14
Exons: 9
Coding region: 44-1177 (377 amino acids)
Biological process (GO): protein import into peroxisome matrix, docking
Cellular component (GO): peroxisomal membrane; peroxisomal importomer complex
Molecular function (GO): signaling receptor binding
Source: RefSeq, a predicted model, not a curated record
AGCGCAGGUGACUGGAUCGAGCGAUAGGAAGAUCGAUAGGAAGAUGGCAUCCACCGACCAACCUGGUCCACCUCCGCAGUCUGGGAUUCCACCUGGAGAUAAUGGAGCAAUUGUCCCUAGAGAAGCACUGAUAACAACUGCUGUAAAAUUUCUCCAGAACCUAAAAGUACGACAGAGUCCCUUGGCCACCAGAAAAGCCUUCUUGAAGAAAAAAGGAUUGACGGAUGAGGAAGUCGAGUUGGCCAUCCAGCGGUCUGGCAGCACAGAAGAAGUUCUGCCUCUGACCCCUGCCGGGCUCCCGCAUCCCCCUUAUGCAACUCAGCUUGUUCCUGCUCCACCCACAGGCUACAGAUGGAGAGACUACGGCGCCCUCACCAUCAUUAUGGUGGGCAUCGCAUUUGGCUUCCAUCAGCUGUACAAGAAAUACAUCCUUCCCCUCAUUAUGGGGAGCCGAGAGGACAAGAAGCAUCUGCAGAGGAUGGAAAGCAACAUUGCGGCAAUGAGUGGCACGCUGACACAGACAGUCAGCCAGCUUCAGCAAACAUUGGUGUCUGUCCAGGAGCUGCUGAUCCAGCAGCAGCAGAGGAUCCAGGAGCUGUCUCAGGAACUGGCUGCGGCAGAGGCAUCGUCCUCGACCAAUCGCAUAUUGGACAGCCAAACAGUUGGAGAUCUGAAGGCUGAGAUUGUCUCUUUGAAAGGCUUACUGCUCAGCAGGAGGCAGUUCCCUUCCACCCCUGCCAUUCCCAAGAUCCCCUCAUGGCAGAUUCCCCUGAAGCCGCCCUCAGCGUCCAGCUCGCCCACCAUCAACCACACCAACAGCAGCAGCGACAUCUCACCUGUCAGCAACGAGUCUGCCAACUCCUCCCCCAUCAAGGACGGACACCACAGCCCCCAGGAUGCACUGGGAGGGCCAGAUGGAGCCCACGGGAUCAACGGAGACCCCUGCACGGCGAGCCUGAGCACAGCCCUGCCCCCGGACCAGGUCCGGAUGGAGGUGCAGGGGGAGGAGGAAAACAGGGAGGAGGAUGACGUCGACCGCGUGGAGGAGGAGGAAGAGGAAGAAGAGGGUCUAAGCAUGCAGACAGAGGAUCGGCGGGGUGGAGAUGGACAGAUUAACGAACAGGUGGACAAACUGAGGCGACCCGAGGGUGCCAGCAACGAGAGCGAGGUUGAUUAGAUCAAAAAGCAUGAAAACAUUCUGUAAAACCCAAAUUCUUAUCUCUGCUGACGACUUUGCUUGUCUCCUCCUCGCCGCUCGCACACGCUGCUCAUUUUUUAACUUCAUUUUCACUACCUAUUUGUACUUUUCCAUAACAUUUUAAUGUCGUGCAGAGUCAGGAGUCGGUGUGGGUGUAACAAGAUUCACAACUCACAGAUACUGGCGUGUCUGGUGACACGAGGCUCACCACAGUUUUUAUUUGAUCUCCCAAAUAAAACUAGUGCAUGCCAAGCCCGAGUUCCACGUCCUGUUGUCUCUUUAGAAAGAGAAACAAACAAUAGUCCAGUCAGAAUGACUUUGAAAGCCUGUUUGCAGUUUUAACCAUGUGUGACUUAGUGCUUCUCAUUUUCAUGAUUCCAUCAGAUAAUUCCCAGCUUUGCCUUGGUGUCCUUGUAAUUGUACUAAGGCUGUUAUCCAGACCAAAGAACUGGUGCCACACAGGAUCCCUCUGCUCUAAAGUGCAGUUGUGGGUCAGGAAUCAUAUGUUGCUUCAGUCUCUAAGUUACCGUGAGCUUCCAGUGAAGCAUCACCAGAGUUUGUCUCCCCGUUGAUGGCAAUAGGAAAGGACAGGCUCUUCCAGGGCCUUAGCUCUUAGCCUCUUUUAUGUGUCCUUUUGCAUUGGUGUCAGUCUGUCAAUAAUUCACAAGGCCAGCAGGGUGGCAUUUGGGUGAAAUAAAAGCCCUGAAAUUCGAGAUUAGAAUGUGAUGACGGGCUUUGUUCCAUGCCGGUGUCAGAGUGCUCAUAUGCUCACAGAAGGGGAAGAUAAAUGUUUUUCCCCCGCUUUCCUUUUUCACUGAGGGCUGAAUUGUGCAUCUUCCUGAGUGUGUUUGUGCGCGGCAGGCGAGAAAACCCAGGCAGUCUGCUGAGCUGUAUCUGUGUCUCCAGCAGGGCAGCUGAUUUGGUUUGUGAAGUAUGUUAAUAAUCAAAUGAUCAACAAAUAACAGAUGUAUUAGUUCAUGCAGCUUGAAAUGUCAAGGAGGCUAAAAGCGGAAAUCUAAUACAGAAAGCCCAGUUGUAUUGUAUUAUUUUCUGUGACAAACCCUCCGGUCCAAAUUAUGUAGGGCUUCCUACAGUGAGUAAUCUUUACAGAAAACGGCUCCAAUAUUUUGUAAUUAAGCUGCAGUAAGACACAAGCGCUGCCACAGAUGGAAGUUGCAGAACUUGUAUUACUUUCUUCUCUUUUCUUUCUUUUUUUUCAGUGUGGAGGUGGAUGGGGGAAGUUAAGAAAAAAAAAAAAAGAAAAAUACCCCAUGAUUGAAAAGGAAAGUAAUGAAUGAAUACUUGACUUAUUGAAUUACUCACUGUGUCUCUAGCUGACAAGAAGAGUCCCCGGGUGAGAAGAAAGGAUAUCAGCUCUUGUGCCAUUUCCACCUCCAUCACAUGGCCGUCUAAAGAGCGAUGAAAAGAUACGGGGACGCUGCACAUUUCUGAGACACAGGUCCUGACCUACAGAUUAGGUUUUGUUGUGUUGAUUGAGGUUGAGGAGUGAAUGAUGAGACAACCUAGCGAUAUGCUGUAAAUCUAUUUUUUGGAUGUAUUAGAAAAAUCUUUUUUUUUCUGUGGAUGAAUAACUUGUUAAAAGAAAUACUGAAUCGAUAUGCUUCACAACCACUGUAGUUUCACUGUUAGAUCCUCUCUGUAACUCGCUAAACACUGUUUAAAUCCUGGACAGAGCUAUAAUAAACUUUGUUUUUUUUUUAA